UCUGGGGCGGAGGAAGUUGCAAUUUAUCCGUGAUCGUCAUGAAGUUGACCAUGCGACCUUCUCCCGCUGCGUCGUCGGCGCUCCGCCGCGCACUUUCGACCAAGGCCGAUGAGCCCGUAAAGCAUCCGAGCUGGUUCCUUAAGCUCGUGAAUAACAAUGACUACAAUGUGCCCCGGUUGCCCGUGCCGCAACUCAACGACACUCUUGAAAAGUACCUCCGGUCGGUGCAGCCGCUCAUCACGCCUGAUGAGUACAAGGAACACAAGAAACUUGUUGAGGACUUUGGUUUGGGGCAAAACCGCAGCGUUGGACGCUCGUUGCAAGACGAAUUGAUCAAGCAGGAAUUUAUGAAUGCCAUGGGCCGUGCCUACCCGUACAGCUACAUCGAAGCGUGGUGGGAUGCCAUGUACUUGGGUGGACGCUACCCGAACCCGAUCAACGUCAACCCCGGGUACGGCUUGGUUAACGAACCUGCCGGAACGACGUUGGCCGAUCCGCUCACGCGCGCUUCCUCGAUUGUGGUGUCGUUGUUGAAGUGGUUUGGCAAGGUCAAGUCCGGAACCCUAGAGCAAGACCCGAAACAAUGCAUGGCGGCGUACGCGAAGCAACUGGGCACAGCCAAGAUCCCGGCCAAUUCGAUGGAUGUCCUGCAGUUCCAUCCGCGCUCGGAACACAUUGUGGUGCUGCACCGCAACGCAUUUUACAAAGUGCAGGUGUUAGACGGCAAGAAGGUGGUAUCCCAAGCGUCUCUACAAGCAUCGCUGGGCCACAUCUCGACCCAUGGCGCAUCGUCGACCGCUCCAAACAUUGCCGUGCUCACAUCCGAAGACCGUGACGUUUGGGCAAACGUCCGCACGAACCUGCGCCAGGAACCCGUGAACAAGGCAUCCCUCGAUGCGAUCGACUCGGCGCUGUUUGUGCUGGUGCUCGACGACUCUACUUACACGGACGAUUCUGCGCUGUCGGCGGCGACUCUCCACGGGAAAAAUGGCGCCAACCGCUGGUUCGACAAGCUCCAACUGAUUGCGUACCCCGACGGCCACGUUGCCGUGAACUUUGAGCACACGUUCUCGGACGGGACGAACUGGAACCGGUGGUUGCAUGAAGUUUGGCACGACAUCCACAAAACGGACUCUGGCUUUGCGCCAUUGACAGCCCCGGACGGCACGUUCGACACGCGGUCGUCUGCUCCGUCGCCCCUGGUGUUCUCGUUGAACAGUGCUGCACACGCCGCGAUUGACGCAGCCACCGCCCGCGCCACGGCCGACACAGCCAACAACGAAACACACUUGCUGCGGUACAACAAAUUUGGGAAAAACACGAUCAAGACUUGGGGCUUGAGCCCGGACGGGAUUGUCCAAAUGGCGCUUCAGCUAGCGUUCUUCAAGCAAAACAACCGCCUCCCGCCCACGUACGAGUCGUGCUCGACCCGCGGCUUCUUCCACGGACGCACGGAAACGAUCCGUUCCGCGACGUCGGAAGCGCUCCGAUUCGUGUCCUCCGUCACGACCGGCGCUCCACUGUCGUCGCAGCGCGAGUUCCUCGUCAAGGCCGUGGACCGCCACGUCGCGAACGCCAAAGAAGCGCAAAAGGGCCUUGGAGUCGACCGCCACCUGACCAUGCUCAACCAUGUCGCGACGACGUCGGGAAUUUCGCACGACUUUUUGAAGUCGACCAUUCGCCGCAACGCGACCAACUUUCAGCUGUCGACGAGCAACGUCACGAUGCCGUUCCUUGACUACUUCUGCUUUGGUGCUGUCGUUCCGACAGGCUACGGGGUCGGCUACCUCAUUCAGAACGACCACCUCCCAAUCAACAUUACAAGCUUUGUCGACUGCCCCACCACGUCCAGCCCCAAGUUUGCCGAAGCCGUCAAGGACGCGCUCGACACAGUCCACGCGAUCGGUCAGUCGCCAAAGUAAUAUCGCAUGCAUCAUUGCUUGGGCCAUCUUGAUCAAUCAAAUGAAUGCAUGUGUCGAUGUUGCCUCUAGCUUUGAU
Aphanomyces invadans is the source of this 1998-nucleotide messenger RNA. RefSeq lists its product as hypothetical. Gene Ontology annotation, cellular component: mitochondrion. NCBI's taxonomy places the organism in Eukaryota, Oomycota, Saprolegniomycetes, Saprolegniales, Verrucalvaceae. The transcript has 2 exons. The coding region runs from base 39 to 1922 and encodes 627 amino acids. The record is from RefSeq and is a predicted model, not a curated record. Gene Ontology annotation, biological process: fatty acid beta-oxidation. Gene Ontology annotation, molecular function: carnitine O-palmitoyltransferase activity.